Messenger RNA from Pyricularia oryzae 70-15, 153 nucleotides. RefSeq lists its product as uncharacterized. Bases 1 to 153 code for a protein of 50 amino acids. The transcript is spliced from 2 exons. The record is from RefSeq and is a predicted model, not a curated record. NCBI's taxonomy places the organism in Eukaryota, Fungi, Ascomycota, Sordariomycetes, Magnaporthales, Pyriculariaceae.
AUGGUGUGGUCGAUAGUACCGGUGAUUACCGGAUACCGAUGGGAUCAUGCUAUUGUGUGCGAGCUGUAUGAAACGUUUGGGGGAGAGCAUCUGCGCCAAGUCCUCGAGACAACACCCCCCAUGUGCAGCGUGCCUCGCGACAUGCCGUCUUAG